GUAUCAUGCCCCACCACCACCUGACGGUCUUGGGGGACUUGCAUCUCGUUCUCCGACCUCAGCCAGAGCUCAUCCCCGCCAAUUAGCUUGCGAUCCUUAAUGCGAGCUUGUAGUAGCCAUGGCACCGGUGUGUGUUUUCCGCCGCCGACUGCUGCAACGGCAAAGAGCUGGCAAAUUGCAUGGGGAUGGCUAGCCUAGACUGAGAGCACUCUCGCCGAUUGUUCCAGCCGCUACUUACUGUUAAAGCUCAUAUCAGACACAGAAGAGACCCCUUACGACGGCCAAUACCACCUCCUCUACUACUCCCUCAAGCGUUAUUUGCAAACCUCUUGGGCAAUUUGAGCACCAUACUAGACAUAUUCAGCACAGAUUAGCAAAGAUGAAGGCUGGCCAGUGGGAUCCGAAACAAAAGAAGGUUGUUAUCAAUGACAUUCCCAAGCCGGAGGCUGGUCCGGGCCAGUUCCUCGUAAAAAUACAAUCUGCUUCACUAUGUCACUCCGAUUUAUUGAUGGAAAUGCGGCCAGACUACAAUGUCACACUGGGUCACGAGGGCGUAGGACACAUUGAGACCAUAGACCCCGCUGCGGAAGGGAAGGGCUUCAAAGUGGGCGACGCCGUUGGCUUCGACUACUUUAUCGGCGCCUGCUUUGAGUGCGAAAACUGCAUGGUUCACAACAUGUGGUGCAAGACGGGAAACUCGCGCCUCCAGGGUUUCAUGGUUGACGGAUAUUUUGCGGAGUAUGCUGUGGUAGAUUGGCAAAACGCCAUUCUUCUGCCAAAGGUACUGGACAUGUCCAAGACCGCACCAUUGUUCUGUGCUGGAAUUACAGCCUUCCAUGCUGUCGAUAGCUGCGAAUUGAAGCCCGGCCAGUGGCUUGCUGUUAUCGGGUGCGGCGGACUUGGACAGUAUGCAACUCAAUACGCAAAGGCAAUGGGUUUCAAGGUCAUCGGCAUCGACAUCAGCGACGAUCAGCUUGCAAUGGCUAAGAAAGUUGGCGCAGAUGCCACCUUCAACUCUAUGACAAACAAAGGGUACUUGGACGAGAUUAAGAAACUUACGGACGGCGGCUGCCAUGCGUCGGCUGUCUUCGCUGCGUCCAACCCUGCUUAUGCUGGAGCAACAAAGGUGCUUCGCAUAGGAGGUCUGUUGAUGGUCAUUGGUAUUGCACCAAAGCCCCUUGAGUUCUCCACAUUCGACCUUACUACAGGUGUAUACCGUGUGAAGGCGGACAGCACGAGCAUUCCUCAACGCAUGAAGAAGGCAGUUGACUUCACUGCGAAGCACAACAUUCAACCUGACGUUGAUUUCAGGAAGAUUGAAGAUUUGCCUGCUAUGGUUGAACAGAUGCACUCCGGCAAGGCUGAGAAGAGAUUGGUUGUCGUAUUUUAAGCUCGCUUCCCACCCUUGUAGAAUCAUCCUGGUUACAUGAAUAUAUAACCAUCACAAGAAAGCUCCCUUCGAUGCCAC
Mytilinidion resinicola is the source of this 1468-nucleotide messenger RNA. Its product is annotated as alcohol dehydrogenase. Lineage: Eukaryota; Fungi; Ascomycota; Dothideomycetes; Mytilinidiales; Mytilinidiaceae. The record is from RefSeq and is a predicted model, not a curated record. Bases 380 to 1390 code for a protein of 336 amino acids. The transcript has 3 exons. Gene Ontology annotation, molecular function: oxidoreductase activity.